AAGUCGAGUGGUGGAGCGCUUGUAGUGGUUGCAACACAACCAAGUGUUCUGUUACUUAACUAUUGGAUCCAGAAUUAGGAUGGCAUCUGCUGACAGCGGUGUUUGUGAGGAAGUGGUCGUGAUUCAAGUUUCUGACGCCGGGUCUCCGUCGAAAAAGAAAUACCCCCGUUCCCUUAGUCGGUCAGAUCAACCGGUUGUUAUAAAUGUUCGAACGAAACAGAGUGCAUUUCGCUUAGCGGUACCCUGUAUGCCGAUGCCACUGGCUAUCGUCUGCUGUUUACUUAACAUCGUCGGACCUGGGUUAGGAACGUUCAUUUCUGCAUUCACUGUCUUUUGCUGUGGAUAUACCGAGACAACGCCAUACAAGGCAUUCUUAUGGAACGUGUUAGCUGCAUUUUUCCAAAUAAUCACUUUCCCCGUUGUUGUGGGUUGGAUUUGGAGCAUCUUAUGGGGAAUGACGUUCGUCACACUUUCCGCUGAUUAUGCUCACGAAAAGGAACUCCACAAUAAGAGAUCGGAGAUGAAGGAGAAUUUGAAAUGAAUGAAACAGUUGGCAAUUUAUUCUAUGGUGGAAUCUCUUCUCCAAAACAUGAAGAAAUGCCCUAACGUUUUCGUCUGCAUUCACUUCUGUCGGUCAGGAUGAAGAAGAAUGAAGAAGAAACUGUCGCAUUUUAACCAU
Messenger RNA from Anneissia japonica, 679 nucleotides. Its product is annotated as protein stum homolog. Lineage: Eukaryota; Metazoa; Echinodermata; Crinoidea; Comatulida; Comatulidae. The transcript is spliced from 3 exons. The coding region runs from base 80 to 541 and encodes 153 amino acids. The record is from RefSeq and is a predicted model, not a curated record.